Gongylonema pulchrum is the source of this 312-nucleotide messenger RNA. The record is from the annotation of a GenBank genome assembly. Lineage: Eukaryota; Metazoa; Nematoda; Chromadorea; Rhabditida; Gongylonematidae.
AUGCUUGUCGAACUAUUCGGGAUAUGCUUGAAAGGGUUUUUUUUUAGUCUUAUCAACUAUGUUGUGAGCGAUCAACAAGCUGACCUCGGCAACGGCUAUUACGAAACACUUCUUCGAAAAGUGAAUUCCAUUGACAGUGCAACUGCUGAAAACGACAGUGCUUUAAAGCAGAUAGAUCUGGAUUUGGCGCGAACAUUGCCCACAAAUAGGUAUUUUGAUGAGCCCACAUCGGAAAAAAUUGUUAUUCUUCGUCGCGUACUUUAUGCAUAUCGCUUCCACAAUAAAUCCGUUGGAUACUGCCAGGUGCUUUAG